AACAUUGAACUAAAAAUGAGUCUACCUAAAUAUAAAUCCUUAUCAAAUGGUAAUAAUUACCAAAAGCCUAAAUAUAAAGAUAAAUAUAAUUCACCAAAUACAUCAUACAAUUCACAUAAAAUUCAAAAAUAUUCUCAAACUUUGCCAUGGAUGCAACUUAGGAACAUUUAUUCUCAAGAGCCCAUCAUUAGAUUACACGAGGAAAUAUUAGAUGCCUAUACUUACUUAAAACCGUCAACCAUUGAGUACACGAUGAGGGUUGAUCUUGUUAACAGGAUAAAAACAAUGAUAAACGACGUGUGGCCAAAUGCUUUAGUCGAAGUCUUUGGGAGUUUUAAAACAGGGUUAUAUUUGCCUACAAGCGAUGUAGAUAUAGUUUUGAUCGGUAAAUGGGAAGCUCUUCCCUUGUGGACUCUCAAAGAAAUCAUAUUGAAAUGCGAUUUCUCUUACACCAAGGACAUUCAAGUUCUCAAUAACGCUGCCGUUCCAAUCGUAAAAUUUACCGAUAAAAAGACUCGAUUAAAUGUGGACAUAAGCUUCAAUAUGGUGAACGGGAUAGCCAGUUGCCAUCUGAUAAACGAAUUUACGGAAAAAUAUCCUAUAUUAAGACCCCUUAUCGUGGUUCUCAAACAAUUUUUGAUUCAAAGACAACUCAAGGAAGUUUUUACCGGUGGAUUGUCAUCUUAUUCCCUGAUUCUCAUGAUCCUCAAUUUUAUACAAAACAACCAAAGAUUACAACAAGAUUUGGCGCGCGAGGAUGUGAGUCAAAUAAAUUUGGGCGUCUUAUUAAUAGAAUUUUUCGAAAUGUUUGGCCGUCAUUUUAACUAUCAUGGUGCAGGUAUUAGGGUAAAUAUCAGCAAUUUAGAUAACGCUGACUAUUCAACUAGUAUACGUCAAAGCUAUUACUAUUUUCCCAAACAGGAGUUCGCCAUUUAUAAAAGUUCGGCUGGUAGAACUUCCCUAUUGUGCAUUCAAGAUCCAUUGAUUGAAGAACACGAUACUGCCAAAAGUUCGUACGCGUUCGCUAAGGUUCAUAGGGCCUUUCUGAUGGCUUACGUAAUUCUGAGCCGUUCGCUCUUACCGACGUUUUACGCGCGAGAUGCCCGACAAUCAUGUGAUAGCAUAUUAGGUCAAAUUAUCCAAAUUCCGGAGGAAAUGAAGUCUUACAGAAGAUGGGUCAACAAUAAUUAUAAAUCCGAUCAUGACAUCUAGUUUUUUAAAACAAAUAAUUAUUUAUUUACGGGAAAUAAAGCUUUUUUUUGAAGUUAUCCAAUUUUUAUUAG
Molecule: messenger RNA, 1283 nt
Organism: Gordionus sp. m RMFG-2023
Lineage: Eukaryota; Metazoa; Nematomorpha; Gordioida; Chordodea; Parachordodidae
Product: terminal nucleotidyltransferase 4B-like
Exons: 10
Coding region: 16-1212 (398 amino acids)
Biological process (GO): RNA 3'-end processing
Cellular component (GO): nucleolus; TRAMP complex
Molecular function (GO): mRNA binding; poly(A) RNA polymerase activity
Source: RefSeq, a predicted model, not a curated record